AUGGCGGCGGCGCCACCUCAGAAACGCCUAGACCGGCGGCGUUGGCCGCCGCUGACGGUGGUCUUGUGUCUUGUCCUCGCCUUUGGCCAGCUCAUAAGCACCGUCGGAGCCCAAAAUCAAACAGCUAACGCCACCACCGAUCCAAUAGAAGCAACAAUUUUGAACACGAUUUUCGAUCGAUGGGGGAUUUCGGCUUCAAAUGAUUGGAACAUUAGCGGCGAAUUGUAUUUUGUGCCGACCGUGUCGAAUAAUCCUCCAGGCGGGAGCACGAACAGGACGGGUAUGAUUGUUGGGAUUGUUGUCGGGGUUUUAGCUGUAGUUUUCGUUGCUCUAGGCGUGCUAUACGUGUACCGGAAGAGACAAAGGCAGAGAAAUUUUGAGGAUCAAGUGUUAUUGGGGAUUGACACACGACCUUACACCUUCAGUUAUGGCGAACUCAGAGCCGCAACCGAUGACUUCAAUCCUGAUAAUAAACUUGGUGAAGGAGGUUUCGGAACCGUAUACAAGGGAACUCUUGGGGACGGGAGAGUAGUCGCCGUAAAACAGCUGUCGGUGGCAUCACACCAAGGAAAGAGCCAAUUUGUGGCCGAGAUCGCAACUAUAUCCGCCGUGCAACACCGUAACCUAGUCAAAUUGUACGGUUGUUGCAUUGAAGGAGAAAAACGGUUGCUAGUUUACGAGUACCUCGUGAACAAGAGUCUCGAUCAGCUGUUAUUCAGGGAAGGGAGCAAAAGUGUAUUUCUUGACUGGACAACACGUUACGACAUUUGCGUGGGCGUGGCCAGGGGACUCGCCUAUCUUCACGAGGAGUCUCGGUUAAGAAUUGUUCACCGGGACGUAAAAGCUAGCAAUAUUCUUCUAGAUUCUGAUCUCGUCCCGAAAAUCUCCGAUUUUGGGCUGGCGAAAUUGUAUGAUGAUAAGAAAACCCAUAUAAGCACUAGAGUUGCUGGCACAAUUGGGUACCUAGCGCCGGAAUAUGCCAUGCGCGGACAUCUGACUGAGAAGGCCGAUAUAUUUAGCUUUGGAGUUGUGGCUCUUGAGAUCGUGAGCGGAAGGCCGAAUUCCGACUCGAGUUUGCAAGAUGAUAAGAUAUAUCUUCUCGAGUGGGCUUGGAACCUUCACGAGAACAACAAGGAAUUGGACCUAGUCGACCCGACUAUACAACAAUACAAUCCACACGAAGUAAGGAGAAUAAUCGGCAUUGCCCUUCUGUGCACGCAAGCUUCGCCAGCCCUGAGGCCACCGAUGACUCGGGUGGUGGCCAUGCUCUCGGGAGACAUGGAAGUGCCCACGGUAACCACACGGCCGGGUUACCUAACCGAUUGGAAAUUUAACGAUUCCACAACUUUUGUUUCGGGGGUCGAGAGCUCGGAAAUGAAUUCCGACACGAGUCGGGCCAAUAAUAGUGCAAGUGGGUCGGGAUAUUCGCCCGUGGAUCACUCCAAGCCCAUGCUUCAUGAGAUCAUUGGUGAGGGGAGAUGA
Molecule: messenger RNA, 1482 nt
Organism: Striga hermonthica
Lineage: Eukaryota; Viridiplantae; Streptophyta; Magnoliopsida; Lamiales; Orobanchaceae
Source: the annotation of a GenBank genome assembly